UUGUAUUUACAUUACUUUCAAUCUAUAAUUUGUAGAAUAGAAGAGUUCUAAUUCUACUUCAUAUAUAUUCUCUAUAUAAUAAACAGGAUCACGUGUAUUUAGGCAUUGAAGCCUAAAACACUUUCAUAGUUCCUAGUUCCUACGUCCGUCCAAUAUAUAUAUUUUUAUUCCCUCUCGUGUGCCCAAUUAACGCAGAAGCACAAUCAUCCAUCCAUCUCACAAACGCCGUCUUUUCGAAAGCAUCAUGUCGUCGUCGUCGAAGAAGAUCACCCUGAAGAGCUCGGACGGCGAAGCCUUCGAGGUCGACGAGGCGGUGGCGCUCGAGUCGCCGACGAUCAAGGACGAUUGCGCCGAAAACGUAAUCCCCCUCCCGGACGUGACAAGCAAGAUCUUGGCCAAGGUCAUCGAGUACUGCAAGAAGCACGUCAAGGCUCAGGCGACGAACCCCGACAACCGCACCUCCGAUGACGAUCUCAAGGCCUGGGACGCCGAGCUCGUCCAGCUUGACACGGACACUCUAUUCUGUCUCAUUCAGAGCCUUGUGGAUCUGAUACGCCAAACUGUAGCAGACAUGACCAUGAUCAAGGAGAUGACACCGGCGGCAGAAUGUGAAGUUUUAAGUUGCAUAGUUUGUUUGGGUUUAUUAUAUGAGGCGUAGAUAGUUAUUCUAAUUUUAUCUUAAUUUCUCUGUUUCAAGCGUUCUCUUUCUCAAAAAAGUUUGAUAUUUGUGUCAUACACCUGAAUCCCUUCUUUGUUGUGAUUUCCUGGUUUUGGGUCAUACACCUGUGAGCUAGCUUGAUUCAAAGCUUUGUAACCAUCUGA
This is a messenger RNA of Corylus avellana, 822 nucleotides long. Its product is annotated as SKP1-like protein 1A. The record is from RefSeq and is a predicted model, not a curated record. NCBI's taxonomy places the organism in Eukaryota, Viridiplantae, Streptophyta, Magnoliopsida, Fagales, Betulaceae. Gene Ontology annotation, biological process: ubiquitin-dependent protein catabolic process.